AGAAGAUCGAGACGCAUCGGCGCUGGUCGGCCGGGCGCCCAAUAGGACUUGGCGAUACAUGGAAACCUGGAUCCAGUGACUCACUGAGAACAUCACUUCCGGGUACUGGGUUACUCCGAUCUUCAAGUUGAACAGGAGUCAAAGUCAUGCUUCCAUUAACUAAAAAGAACAAAACUGUGGUCCAGGCACUGCUCCGGGCUGGAUCCUGCCCUCGAUGUGUGCUGCGAUUCUGUUGCGUGGGAAACCAAGCCACAUACAGACUUUCUUCCAAGGAAAUGUUCGUUGAACUCCGCAAAUUCUUGAAUGAUGAUGAUGAAUGCAAGUCCGAACCAAUAAAAAAUGAUCAACCACUUUGUAAGAAAAUCAGAUUGGAGGAUGGUAAAAAUAAUGAUAUGGAUUUGGACAAAAAUGAAGCUACAAAACUGCCAUCAGAUGAACUUUUGGAUCCUGAUGUUGGUGUUCGAACCUGCACGGUAUGUCUGGGUGUUCUACAGGACCUUUGUGAAAAAGAUUUUGUGAAAAAGGUGUGUGAUAAAGUGGAAUCUGCUGGUUAUCAUUUUAGCAGUCUUGUAUUUUCAGUUUCACUGCCACCACAGCUCUUAGUCCGAGAGCAUGCCAUUUGGUUGCUCGUAAAACAGGAAGCAGGGCAACAAGGAAGUGUUUUGACAAAAGGUGAUAUUUUACAACUUAAGGAGGUUUACAAGUGGAUAACCCACCCUCUGCUUUCCGAAGAGCUGGGUGUUCCUGUGGAUGUGAAGAGCUUAUUUGAAGUGAGUGUGAUCUUUGCUCAUCCUGAAACAGAUGGAGAUUGCCAUUUUCUGGCCAUAGUGUGUCGUGACUGCUUCAGACCAACAAAAAACAAGCAGUCCAUUUUCACUAGAAUGGCAGUGAUGAAAGCUUUGGAGAAGAUAAAAGAUGAUGACUUCCUUGAACUGUUUCAUUAUAAGCUUGAAGCGCCUAAAGGCUCCUGUAUUGUUCAGGAAGUUCAGUGCACACAUAAUUCGGUCUAUGUGGCAGGCCGAUAUAACAAGUUCUCCAGAACUCUGCCACAGACUCCUUGGGUAAUAGAUGGAGAGAGAAAAAUGGAAUCCUCUGUAGAAGAACUUAUAGGAGAGCCUUUGAAGAAAAUGUUUGAAGUGGACAAUUUUAAUUUUUCAUCUUCAGGAAGGGAAGAUGUUGAUGUAAGAGCCUUGGGAAAUGGUAGACCCUUUGCAAUUGAACUGCUUAACCCACAUAGAACAUGCUUUCUUCAACAAGACAUAAAAGAGCUUCAACAGAAAAUUAAUAACUCUACUGAUAAAAUUCAAGUUCGGGAUUUACAGAUAGUGACCAGGGAAGCAAUAGGAUAUAUGAAGGAAGGUGAAGAAGAGAAGACAAAAUCAUAUAGUGCUCUAAUUUGGACAGAGAAAGCCAUAGAAAGGAACGAUAUAAAUUUUCUCCAGGAUAUAAAGGACCUAAAGAUUGACCAGAAGACUCCAUUGAGAGUUCUUCACCGAAGACCCCUGGCUGUAAGGACACGGGUAAUACACAACAUGAAAGUAGAAUACGUAGAUCAACAUCAUUUUCGUCUUUAUUUGAAGACUCAAGCUGGAUCGUACGUUAAAGAGUUUGUACAUGGAGAUUUUGGACGUACAAAGCCAAAUCUAGGCACUCUAAUGAACACAACGACAGACAUUCUUGAAUUGGAUGUGGAGUCUGUAGAUGUUGACUGGCCUCCAAAAUUGGAUGAAUGAAGUCAUCGAGUCUAUUCAAUUGCUGGAUAAUCGUGCCCAAUUACAGCUACAACUAAAAAAAAAUUCAAAUAUAUCAUUGGAACUGGUUUGUUUUGAUGAAAAAUUUAAAAGUAACUUAAUAUUACCUGAUGAUGUGGUUGCAAAAUAAAUUCACAGUGGCUUUUGGAUCAAAUAAGCAACUAAUUUGAAAGAUGAUGGUAGUCUUUAACCAUGCGUGGUGCCCAAGCAAAGCAUUUCCUGUCUUAUUUGAAAUAAAUUAGCCCAUCUUUUUUUUAAUACAUUCAUUUCAGGUGAAGUGGUCUUAUGCAUUCCUUGCAUAUUAGCUGGUAUUUUGGCUUCCUGAUUCAAAAUAACAGCUUCUUGGACUCGUGAAAAUAUUGUAAUAUUGUAAAAUUAUCUGUUGCAAUCAGAUGUAGAACCAUAAAGCAACUUGCAUAUUUGUAACAUCUAUGGGUGCAGGUUAAGUUACUUAAAGACACAGUGAUGGGUAUAUAAAAAGCAUCUUCCAAUUUUGUCAAACCAACUGCUUCACCAGCAUUUAAAGGUUGAGGUAGCAAAUAUUACUGAGGGAAAAUGUAACAAAUCGUUUUGCAAUAGCAACUUUGCACGGAGAGUAAUAAGAACAAACACCAUCUGUUAUUUAUGACAUGGGAAAAGAUGCAAGUGAAUUAUGGCAUUGUUUAAAUAUUUUCUUCUAGUCUCUCAUUUAAUUAGUAUGGCUUUUAGGAUGUGUCAUUUUACUUAGUACUGUCAUGCCACAAUCAGAUUUUGUUUGGGUUUACCAUGUAUAAAUUUUAGAAUUAAUAUUUCCAGGAUGAACAUUUUGUUGGCUUGUUUUCAUUGACUUGCUCUGUAGCAAUUUGGUGCAAGAAUUCAAUUUUGAGAAGCAGAAAGUAAGCUAAAUUUACUGGAUUUUUAAUUUGACCAUGUCUUGUUAGUAAAUUAAAUUGUUUUGGUAAUC
Hypanus sabinus (Atlantic stingray) is the source of this 2694-nucleotide messenger RNA. It is a transcript of the gene pus10, whose product is annotated as pseudouridine synthase 10. Lineage: Eukaryota; Metazoa; Chordata; Chondrichthyes; Myliobatiformes; Dasyatidae. The record is from RefSeq and is a predicted model, not a curated record. Gene Ontology annotation, biological process: tRNA pseudouridine synthesis. The transcript has 18 exons. The coding region runs from base 147 to 1733 and encodes 528 amino acids. Gene Ontology annotation, molecular function: RNA binding; pseudouridine synthase activity.